AUGGACGCCUCCGUCGAAAAAAAAAAGACGGUCGACGCCGGGAUCCACUACCCCGGAGUGCUGUCAUGUAAUUUGUGCGCCGAGAUCUUCCUGGCUCGACUGAUUCCGAUCAUCCCGGUCAGUGUACGAGUCACGCUCAAGCGCCUGACCGGAGACCUGCGGAUCCUGAUCAAGAAGCCCCCUUCGCAGCGCAUUUGGCUCGGCUUCCACGAGCGCCCGAAGGUGGAGUUGGAGUUCUCGCCCCAGCUUGGUGCCCAGGGGGUGGACUUGCAGGUCCUUCUUCGUUUUUUGGAGAAGCUGGUGCUCGAGGUCAUCGACGAGGUGAUGGUCCUGCCGAGCAUGGAGGACUUCUGGGUCCCGGUCAUGUAG
Fonticula alba is the source of this 369-nucleotide messenger RNA. RefSeq lists its product as hypothetical. Gene Ontology annotation, cellular component: endoplasmic reticulum. Gene Ontology annotation, molecular function: lipid binding. The coding region runs from base 1 to 369 and encodes 122 amino acids. The transcript has a single exon. Lineage: Eukaryota; Rotosphaerida; Fonticulaceae. The record is from RefSeq and is a predicted model, not a curated record.